UGACGGAAGUGCACAGAGUUGUCUGCGCUUAGGUCCCGGCUCGGACAAGGUCGUUGUGGCGCGAUUGCCAGAGAAAUAUUUUCUGCAGUUUACCUUUUCGAAAGCUCACGUAGAAUGCUGACUUUAGUCAGAAGCAGCACGGCACGAUCUUCGCGUUCGUGGAUUCUCGGAAUUCAGCAGGGAUGCAACUAUGCAACAGAAGCGACUUUUGAGACUAAGCCAUUUAAGCUGCACAGGCUGGAAAAUGGUCCUCCAACAACAGUGAAGAUCACCAGGGAGGAGGCUCUACAGUAUUACAAAGAUAUGCAGGUCAUCCGACGCAUGGAGACAACAGCAGCCAAUCUGUAUAAGUCCAAAAUCAUUAGAGGAUUCUGCCAUCUAUACUCUGGACAGGAGGCAGUGGCAGUGGGUAUGGAACAUGCUAUUACCAAGGAAGAUGGGGUGAUCACUGCUUACCGUGCCCAUGGGUGGAGCUACAUGAGGGGUGUUCCUGUGUUGGGCGUCCUAGCAGAACUCACUGGAAGAAGAUCAGGGUGUGCGAAAGGUAAGGGAGGAUCCAUGCACAUGUACUGCAAAAACUUCUACGGAGGAAAUGGCAUAGUGGGUGCCCAGGUGCCAUUAGGAGCUGGAGUGGCACUUGCCAUGAAGUACCAGGGAAAGAAGAAUGUUUGCCUGGCACUGUAUGGUGAUGGAGCUGCCAAUCAAGGGCAGCUGUUUGAAGCCUACAACAUGGCCAAGCUGUGGGAUUUGCCUUGCAUAUUUGUUUGCGAAAAUAAUGGGUACGGCAUGGGCACCUCAGCAGCACGAUCUUCUGCAAACACUGACUACUACACAAGAGGAGACAGUAUUCCAGGCAUAUGGAUUGAUGCAAUGGAUGUUCUGGCUGUGAAGUCAGCUACAGAGUUUUCGAAGCAGUUUGUCUUAAAGAAUGGACCCAUUCUUUUAGAAGCUGCAACAUAUCGUUACCAUGGUCACAGCAUGAGUGACCCAGGGACAAGUUACCGAACACGUGAAGAGGUUCAGGAGGUGCGCCAGAAUCGUGAUCCAAUUGGUCUGUUUAAGAGCCGCAUUAUUUCAUCGGCACUGGUUACUGAGGAUGAUCUGAAGAAAAUUGACAACGAUAUUCGCCAAGAGGUGGAGGAAGCAGCAGAAAAGGCAAAGGUUGACCCUGAGCUUCCCCUGGAAGACCUUUACUCAGACAUCUAUUCCCAGCCACCUCCCAAUUUUGUUGUACGAGGGAGUGAUCCUACCGUCAUGGUGUCUGUACGUUAAAAUCAGUCCUCUGACAAGGAUGCAGUUCUUUGGAACUGUGUGAGAUAUUAUGGACAUACUUUUCUUCAAACAUAGAGUAGUUCUGAAGGUCUUGUGAAAAUCUUUAACAUUACAAAAAGUUCUGAAGAACAAUCAUGUGAGCAAUCUGGACUGGUAUUAUUUUAUGAUAAUUUGAUGGUGUUGGGUAGGGAUGUACUCUUUAAGAGUAUCCUUGCCUUUGUUGCAGAUAAGUAGAUGAGCAGAUCGUUUUGUCUUGCUGCGUGUGAAAAUGAGUGCAGAUGGCCUUUUCGGCCAUUCUUGUGCAUGUGUAUCUGUGGGUAUGCUUUUGAUUACCUCCCUUGUACAAAUGUGUUCGUUGUAUUGCAAGACGUUUUCAAGAUUCUGUUUCUUUGCUGAUUGGAACAGUGCUGUAACCUCGAGCAUGCACGGCACUAUGCAACAAAAAAACUACAAUUUCAAAUGUUUAAUACAGGAAAACAAUAAUUAAGCCUGCAACAACAACAACAACAAACUUCACUCAUAGGUGGUACAUUGUAAAGGGUCAUUCUUUGCUGACAUUUGUCAUGGAUAAUGUUCUUAUCUUAAUGCAAUAAAUACCGUACUAUGAUACUAAUGAUCUAUGAUACUAACAUUCUAAAACUUUCCACGGAACUAUAUUAUUUCCAAUAAGCAGAUUUAUCUAUUCAUUAAUACACUGGGUCCUUUGUGCAACUGUAGUCACCAUACCACUCUGGCCACUCAUUGGUAGCACAUUAGCAUCAGAAUUACACAGUACAUUGCCAGUGUAUCAGCGAGUUAAAACUCUCCAGACUAGUGAACAUUUAGUAAUCAGCUAUUGACAUUGUUCUGCCAUAAUAGUUAUAGCUCACUAGAUAUGGUAAUGUGCUAGGUCAGAAUGAAAAUGGUACUGAUAAUACUGCUGCAGAAAUAAAGAAUUUCUGCAGAAGUGCAAAAUAACUUUUUGCUUUUUAUUUUCAAGAGUCUCGACACGAGUGUCUUCUGUGUUCUUUCAGAUCGACAUUUCCUUCACAUUCACUCAAAUGAUAGUGAUCCCCUCCGACAGCUUUUCGUGGUUGGCUUUCAUAGUGUUAUAAAGUCUUGAUCAACGUCCUCUGUUAUUUCUGCAGGUCCUUCUCAUCAUCAUCAAAGACUAAUAAAGUCUGCUCGAGUG
Molecule: messenger RNA, 2443 nt
Organism: Pomacea canaliculata
Lineage: Eukaryota; Metazoa; Mollusca; Gastropoda; Architaenioglossa; Ampullariidae
Product: pyruvate dehydrogenase E1 component subunit alpha, mitochondrial-like
Exons: 9
Coding region: 115-1272 (385 amino acids)
Biological process (GO): pyruvate decarboxylation to acetyl-CoA
Cellular component (GO): intracellular membrane-bounded organelle
Molecular function (GO): pyruvate dehydrogenase (acetyl-transferring) activity
Source: RefSeq, a predicted model, not a curated record